UCUGGCUUGUUACAAAGACCAGCCAUGGAAAAGUGGAGCUUAAUGACGAUUGCUGUUUUGUUAGGACUUACUGUACGCUGGACUGUAUCCCUUGGCUCUUACUCAGGUGCAGGGAAGCCACCUAUGUAUGGAGACUAUGAGGCUCAGAGACACUGGCAAGAAGUUACUUACAAUUUACCCAUCAAGCAAUGGUACUUCAAUACAAGUGACAACAAUCUACUGUACUGGGGCCUUGAUUAUCCACCACUUACUGCCUAUCACAGUUUUCUCUGUGCUUAUGUUGCAAAGUUAAUAAAUCCUGAUUGGAUUGCUCUGCACACAUCUCAGGGGUAUGAGAGUCAAUCACAUAAGUUAUUUAUGCGUGCAACAGUAUUCAUUGCAGAUUUGCUGAUUUAUAUUCCUGCAGUUGUUUUAUAUUGUAAUUGCUUAAGAGAAACAUCUACAAAAAAGAAGAUUUCCAGUGCACUCUGUAUAUUGCUUUAUCCAGGCCUAAUUCUUAUUGACCAUGGACAUUUUCAAUACAACUCAGUGAGCCUUGGCUUGGCCUUGUGGGGAAUACUCUUUUUGUCUCAUGACUGGGACCUUUUGGGUUCAGUGGCAUUUUGCCUGGCCUUAAAUUACAAGCAAAUGGAACUCUACCAUUCUGCACCCUUCUUCUGCUAUUUACUUGGGAAGUGCUUCAAGAAGGGACUGAGAGGAAAGGGAUUAAUAUUGUUAAUGAAGCUAGGCGGGACAGUGGUGGCUUCCUUUGCUGUCUGCUGGCUCCCGUUCUGCGCGGACGUGGAACAGAUCAUGCAAGUGCUCCGGAGGCUCUUUCCCAUCGAUCGAGGCUUGUUUGAGGAUAAAGUAGCCAAUAUUUGGUGCAGUCUAAGUGUCCUUAUAAAGAUAAAAAAUAUUGUAUCACCUCAAACUCAACUCAAACUCAGUUUUGCUGUGACAUUCCUGAGCUUGCUUCCGACUUGUAUAAAACUGACCCUUGAGCCAUCUCUCCGAGGAUUUAAGUUUGCUUUGGUAAGUGCAUGUUUUUAAUUGUUCCUAUUUUAAAUUCAAGUUCAGCAACAUGGCACUUUGCUUAUCACUGUACCGGUCUGCUUAAUCAUAAAUGAAAUUCCUUUUAUGGCCACGUGGUUUUUACUUGUAUCAACCUUCAGCAUGUUGCCCCUGCUCCUGAAAGAUGGGCUCCUGUUCGCCUACACGGUGACAACCCUGGCGUUUCUGUCCGCUUGUGUCACGUCCUUUUCCAUAUUCGACAAGACUUCAGCAGAGGACUUGCAGCUGAAAUCGUUCUCCCUUUCUAUUAAAGGAUAUGUUUCUUGGUUUAAGUCAUUUCCAAAGAUUGUUAAGAAGCUGUUUCUGCUUUCAGUAACGGUGAUGGCCAUCCUGACUUUACUGAGUGCUGCGAUGACUCCUCCCCAGCGGUUACCAGAUUUGUUCCCCCUCGCCGUGUCCAUUAUUUCCUGCUUACACUUCUUAUUCUUUUUGCUGUAUUUUAACAUUGUUAUACUCUGGGACUCAAAAAGUAGUAGAAGUCAGAAGAAAAUGAGUUGACUUGUGAAGAUCAAGGAGUAAACUAAAUGGAUAGGACGUUUUCAGUGGAUCGUGUCUGGUGU
Messenger RNA from Tinamus guttatus (white-throated tinamou), 1610 nucleotides. NCBI's taxonomy places the organism in Eukaryota, Metazoa, Chordata, Aves, Tinamiformes, Tinamidae. The record is from RefSeq and is a predicted model, not a curated record.